UGCAGUUGCUAAGCCUGUCGCGAUAUGCAAGGAUUUUAUACAAAAUAUUAAAUGUGAUGGUUCACUUACUUAUUUUUCCACUUUCUGUCAUUGUUUGCAUACUAUCCUCAUUGAAAUAUGAAAACCUAUGAAUUUUUUUAUUAAAGCAAACAUUGUAUUUUCAUCUGUGUGAUUUUGACAAAGAUCAGAUCACAUUUGAGGGUGAUUUUAUGCAGAAAUGUGAGAAAUUCCAAAAGGUUCAGAAUUCAGAUAGUUUUUCAAACCACCGUACCUGAACGCACCGCGUGGCUGACUUGACAGAGUGAGUGAGGGACUUUUUACUUUCACUUUGUUCAGCUGCAGUGGACAGUAGGCAUAUUGUGUUGCACAAGUUCUGAAAUAAAUCAUUGAAAACCUGACGAAGCUGGCGAUUUUUUGGCGAUGUUACCACAAUAAUAUUUGUCACCUUAACUUAUAAAGACUGGCGAACGUAGGUCAGAGGAGGACCGUCGAGAUCGUACACAUUCUACAGUAGUAUUCUUGGAACCCAUGUUGAUUUCUCUCACAAGGAAAUCCUCCGUGCGUCCGUCUUGCGGGAAAACAAAGAAACUGCGGCGCUGUCGUAAAUCGUCGUAUUUCGAGCAUGUUGUCGGAUGUAGAAACAAAUGGCGAGUCAAAUUUAUGUCCGAUGUCAAAACGAUCGUAUGUCAAGGUACCACUGUGAUUGGAUUACAAACAUUUAAUAUGUUGCAGAAUAAAUUUUAAGAUAUGUAAAACAAAUAAACAAGUGUUUAUGCUUGCAAUAUUGUUUAUUUUGGCCUGCUAAAAUAAAAGAGCAUUAAAUGCGAAUACAAAAUAAAAUUCCUGAGUCUUUCUUCAAACUAUGCAGAAUUGCACUUUCAAAGCAAUAAAUGAAAAGAUGUGAAAAAUAAAUAAAUGAGGAUCUAUGUACAAACAAAGGACAACUGGCUAACUUGCAUAGCUAUAGUCCGCUAGCUUAAAUGCUAUAAAAUGCUUAAAUUGUUUUUUUUUUUUUUUACAAUGCAAAUCGUUCAAAGACAUUUUACCUCAAAGAAACUGCUAAAUAUACUUUAAAACUAAAUAAUGAAUACAUAAACAAACAUGCUAAACAAAAACAGACCUUAUGUUGGUCUUAAAAGGGAGCAGCUAGAUUUCAGCCAUGCUAGACAAGUUAUGGUAUAUUCACUGUUGCAACUAGAGGGCAGUGUAUCAAUCCAAAUCAAUAAAAAUAAAUGCAAUAAUUUCAAAACAAACCAUUACAACGCCUGUUUACAAAGAAACAGAGGCACGAAGACCAAGAUGCAUGACGCUUCAUGCUGCAUUUAACUGACGAGUAAAAUACAAGACGUUUAAUACAGGGGAAACUCCCGGAAUUCCUUAAGGUGAUUCCAUCUACGUCUUAAAAGUUAUAAGGUAUGUUAGUGAGAAUCAAACGCAUGAUCGUAUUCUCUCUUAUAUCCACACCCACACACAAACACUAGCUAUUAACAUAGUUUCAUGUGCAUGGUUUGGCAAACAUCUAUUUUGAUUUCCGGCUAGAUCUGAGAGAUUGCUCUGUAGCAGUAAGUUUCCCACGGCACUUUUGUUGAAAAACACAAUUUGUGUUUGGUCUAAACACUCAGGGAGACUCCACAUUAAAACAGUAAUUCACAAUUUAAGUUUACUGUGGCGCCGCCUUACCCGAAGUCCACAACAAAGAGUUUUUUAUGUUGAAAUUCUUGUGAAUAAAUGCUUAAAUCCCACAAUUCUUUAUAGAUAUGGACGUAAAACAGUCUCGAUUCUUGGUUAAAAGCAAAAAAAAAAAAAAAAACGGGCAGUUUGAAUUUACUAUACGUAAAUAUGUAGAAGAAUGAUACGAGUCUGUUAGUUUUUGUUAUGAUAAGGGGCUGCCACAAUGACUUUUUCCGUUGAAAAUUCUUGUGAAUAAAUGCUUAAGUAAGUGAAUUGUUUAUAGAUAUAAAUGUAAAAAAGUCUCGAUUCUUGGUUAAAAGCAAAAACCGGGCAGUUGGCAGUUAUUUUACGUAAAUAUUACGAGGUAUGGAGCGGCUAAUUUCUCCAAUUGAUUUUUUUACACGUUUCAAAGUGCAUGCAUGGUACGAAAAAUAUAACAAUUACCUUGAAUCCUUGAACAAAUCACUCCUGAGACAACCCUUCUUGUCAAUAUGCGAUACAGAUUUCGUGCUUUUUGAAUGUAGAUCCGGAAUUGUGCUCAAAAGCAUGUGUGAGAGUUUCACUCCCACCGAUAUGUAAUAAAUGAAGCUGAGUCACACAGCCCCCUACGGGCAGGUGUGGCGCAGAGAAUGACCAAUCUUACCUGUCAAGUAUCUUGAUGUCUAUGGUCUUCAUUGAUUUUGCUUGCAAUGAAAAAACACAAAAGUGAAUGGAAUUUUUUGUUACAUCAUUAUCAUUUUACAAAAAAUUCCACAAAUGGGCCGGACAAAAUUAUUGGCACCCUUUAAAAAAAAAGUCAUGUGAUGCUACUCUAAUUUGUGUAAUUAACAGCACCUGUUACUUACCUGUGGCACAUAACAGGUGGUAGCAUUAACUAAAUCACACUUGCAGCCAGUUAAAAUGGAUUAAAGUUGACUCAACCUCUGUCCUGUGUCCUUGUGUGUACCACAUUGAGCAUGGAGAAAAAAAAGAGACCAAAGAACUGUCCGAGGACUUGAGAAGCAAAAUUGUGAGGAAUCAUGGGCAAUCUCAAGGCUACAAGUCCAUCUCCAGAGACCUAAAUGCAGAAUCAUAAACCAAUGCAGAAGCAUAAACUAUGCAUUAGGCGGUAGGUUGUAGUCAUGAGUAUAAAAGUGACAAACUCCGUAUUGUCCCUUUGUAGGUGUUACAACAUGUUUCAGUGCGAUGUUCCCCUCUAAGCUGCGCACAUGCGCAAUAGCGCACUACUUGCACGUACUCAGAGCACAAUAAAAUCUAUGUAGCGCACAAAAUAAAAUUAAACAGAAACACAUUGUAACAUUAGUAGGACUACUGUCGGCGCCUCAUUGAUGUGUCUCCUAUUGGUGCGUUUGAUACGGCAACGCACGCUACUAUUGGUGCGUUCAAUAUGGCAAGGCGACGCUCCCAUUGGUGGAUUACUACACCACCAGUGUAUAUAGUUGUGAGGUGCAUGACCUGGGUGGAUGCGGAGAACAAUAAAGAGUGAAAAGUGAGCUAGACUCCUGUGCUGAUUUACUGAAGAAACAUUCUGCAGCCAAUUUUUGUGGCCACAGCGUACACAUCUUAUGUUGCUCACAGUGGUCCUCAGUGUGCUCAGGGAGCUUGUGUGUUUGCUCAGACGUCCAAAAAAUUUAAGGAAACAUUGUUUAGGUGUUAGGUGUACAAAAAUAAAAUAAAAUUAAAAAAACAUUCAAAAUAACAUGUAAAGGAACAUGCAACAAUCCCUUGUAAAUGGUAGAGUUAUAAUACAAAUUACACAUUUAAAAGAUCUUCUUUCACGAAAUUAUUACAUCCUGCCACUUUCAUGUGUAGUGCAUCAUGUCUUUAUUACCCCAUACCACACCACUCUGUCAGCUUUUAGUUUAGAAAUUGUCAAUAUCUUCUUUCUCUAACAAGUCUUAUCUCAUUCCAUCCUUCUGUCCUUCCCUGCUACUCUCUCUCUCGCACUCAUUUUGCCAUCUCAACGUUCAUCCAUCCAAAUUUGGGUUGUUUACUUCAUGCUUUUAACAUGCGGCAGCCUAAUGACUCGUAAUUGCUUCAAUUGCUCAACAAGCUUCAGGUCAGGGGCCAAAGCAGUGCCAGUCUCUCCAGCUCACCAGUUGCUGGAUUGAAGUGGAGGGGAAAGGACACAGGGGUUGAAGCUGGCGCUAGGGUUUUGUGGGUAGUUAUGCUGGAAAAAAUAGUAUGGCUCAGUUUUAGUAGAAUAAUUUAUUAGAAACUGGAUUUUAUAUUGGAUGCAUGGAGGGAGAUAGGAUAUGGAAGACAGCUAAAGGAUAAAGGUGUCAUACAACGCUAAGCAAAAUUGCACGGAUCAAAAUACUGACGAAAAGUAAAUUUCUCGGGGGACAAAGAGCUUUUGAGCUUGUGUAAUAGAGACGUGAAUAUAAACUACAAAAAGUGGACUUUAGACAGCCGCCAUGGAGUUGUUGGAGGUGUUCUAUCGUAGGAAGCUCCGAAAGAAGCAAAAGAAAGCGGCUUUAGGACGGUCCGAGGGGGCACUGUGUCGAUCUCCAUCAGAAGUCAGCGUCAACAACCUGGCAACUGGACUCAUUUCUAGAGUACUCAGAUUCACAUCCAGACGCAGUGAGACGGCGUCUCGUCCUCACUCCUGGCAUUCAACAAAACUGGGUGAAGGUCGGCAGGAGUCAGACCGGGAAAGGAUGGACACCAUGAGCAGUGCCUGGCACCACAAUUACCAUGCGAGUGCCUCCACUACAGACCUCUCGGGCGGGUUUGAGUCGGACGGAUUGAGGAAGAGUCCUGACCAGUACAGCUCACGAGGCAGCAUGGAGAGCCUGGAUCCCCCUCAUUCUGUGCACCUUCAGCACCACCAUACACUGGGUCAUCACACCCACAGUGAGCCCCACCCUGCCUACUCCUCCUGCCAACAGUUAUCUUAUGCCAGGUCGUCCAACAGCAUUGAUCACCUCCACAGCAAACGAGACUCUGCAUACUCCUCCUUCUCCACCAGCUCCAGUAUCCCAGAAUACCUCGCCUCUGCUCCGGCAUUCGGUCCCGAGCGCUCCUGUUCCCUGGAGACCAUGCCCCAUAGAGGAGGAAGUGGGGAAAUGCAACAAACCGACAUACGUUACAUCCAGACGGCGUACAAUGCCCAGCAGGAGCAAGAACUGAGCUCUCCAUUGGAUACUUCGCUACGUAUUAGCGAUUCAAAAAGUGGGGAAGGAGCGACAGGAAGGCAAAGCAGGGAUCCACGAAGUGGAGUCUGUUACCGUGGCAGCAGCAGUAGCAGUGGUAGUAGCAGUGGUGUUCUGGCUGCAAACAGGCACAGUGUGGGUCCUAUAUGGGCUCCUGGAACCAGCCACAACUCCUAUGAGAACCUAAAGGGGGCACCUGCUCCACCACGGCGCAGCGACAGCUUUGCAGCCAUCAAGAACCAUGAGAGGCCCAACUCAUGGUCCAGUGUGGAGCAAACCCGUGCGGUUAACAGGUCUCUGCAGAAGGGCUCCUGGCAUCACUCCAGUGGCCCAGUGGCUUUGAGUACAGCUAAAGGCUCAUGCAUAACUGAGGGUCAACUGCACACAGUCAUAGAAAAGAGCCCAGAGAGCAGCCCUACCACCAAGCCCCGACAGGGCUUUUCCCCACCAGGUUCACCCACUGAAUCUUCUGCAAGCCAAGCUCCCCAAUCAGGACGCCUCAUUCUCCCCACAGGAGUGUACCCUGUACCCCAACCUGAGCCCCACUAUGCCCAAAUACCCAGUUCAAGUCCCAUGCCUUCCACCUUGGGAGUUUAUCCUGCUCUGGCCAAGGAUAGCAACUGGCUUCAGCAAGAUGUGCAGAACGUCAGAGGGCAGGAGGAGGAAGUGAACAAUCAUUGGAAGGAUGGAAAACCGCCAUCUUUUGAAAAAGGUCACCAAAGGAACAUUUCAUCACCGUAUCCCCACUCCACUCUUUCAACAAAUGCCCCAACGCAGAGCAGAGCACAUGAAUCUGACAGGAAUCAACAGGAGGAGUCUAAUUUUGGGCACAGCAGACCCUUUCCUACUGCAGGAAAAUCCGAGAGCCAGGCAGGGGCCAACAUGUCUCAUCGUCAGCAGGGACCACAAUUUAAUAGCCCUAAUCCCCUCCAUAAGCAUUCUAACCAAGGGCACCAUAACCAAAUUCAGCAGGAACAAGAUUACCUAAGUUUCCAAACCCAGUCAGCUCCGGCACAGAGGACCCAGACCUGCCAAGAGCAGAGAGACCCUUACACAACUGUACAGUCUGGAGGCCAAGUCAAAAGAUUGAUGGACCAAUCCAACGUUCACUCCGAUCCAAUGUCGUAUUCCAGAGUUGCGCAGGGACAAGUGCCCCCUUCCCAUUCACAGGCUCACCAUCACCCUCAGCAAACGUCCACUCAAUCCUCUCACCGUCACCACAGUGACUCAGCAGCUCUUCAUUACCAUCACUCGGACCAGAAAGAGCAGAACCGAGAAAAAGAACACCCGCUGACUUGUCUCGAAAAAGCCCUCGUAGAGGUACGCACCAGCCCCAACAACGUCGUCUCUGCCAGUAGUCAUGACAACAAUACGUUGGCCGAGGGUAUCCAGGGACCCACCCGGAGUCUCUCUGUCCUAGAGAGGGUCAAUCGCAUUGAGCAUUGUGACAGAGCAGGAAGGCAACGGAGUUACAGCAUCAGUCAUAGCCACCACAAGAACUCUAUCCGUAGGAAUCAGAUGACUGACAAAGCCCAGGGUGGCCCCUGUGGAACUGAGGAUCUGAAAAACAUGCUAGAAAGAAGCACCAAAGGGAGCAAAGCCCAUAGAACCAUUAGCUACAGAGGAGGCAGCAUUAACUACAGGAAAGACAGGACUGCUACACCUGAUCCCAGUUCAGCCCUGGAGAGGAGCCUGAGCAGCCUCCAUCUGGAUGGAUCCAGAGAGGAAAAUGACAGUAAGACUUCUUUGAAACAAAAUGCCCAAAACUUGAUGAGCACUUCGCAGGACACGUCCUCUCAAAGAUCCUACAGGGACUCAUUGAAAGAUGCGCAGUCUAAGGUCCUACGUUCGACAUCCUUAAGACACAAUUUCCCUCCUGUUCGAUCCUCACGCACAACCGCUUCUGUUAAUUCUUCCUCACCUGGCAACCAUCAGCCACUGCCUUUCCAGGGCAACCACCACCCCUCGGAAAAGAAAGGCCCUAAAACAAAGCCCAAACCAUCUAGCAUUGUUAUCUCUGCCCCAGUCACAUCCCCUCACACUCCAAAGGAGCGACACGUGGUCGGACCAGAGACCCGAGGUCCGAGUCCCCCGGCCCUGCCCAGCGUUCCGCCGGUUGGACCUCCUGCUAUGUCACGAAUCUGUGGGCGCAAACGUCUGACUACAGACCAGAAAAAACGCUCUUAUUCUGAGCCAGACAACAUUAAUGAGAUUGGGAUUUCAGAUUCUGAAGCAUCUGGUCCCUUCAAACUUGGAGGAGAGACCAGUGUGGCUGACCGCCGGAAGAUGUUUGAGCUCGGCUUUGGGAACAACGCCAUAUCAAAGCCUGACUUGCGUCAGCUUCAGCAAGAUGCUGUGGCUCAGUAUGUGCAAAGGAAGAAAAAUGCAAAGAAAGACGAGGGAAGAGAAAGGACUGGGCUAAGGCCUCUCAGUGCUUAUGUACAGUCAGACAACACUUAUCCUUCAGACACCCUCAGCCUCUCCUCCACCUCAAGCCUGCUAUCCCUCCAAGACUCUGGCUUGGAUCGCAGUCUUUCUUCAAGUGAUAAACACCAUUUCUCAUCUCCUGGAGCUGACCUGCGAAGCCUUAAUUCUAUCUACUACAUGGGCAAAGAGACCACUCCCAGGCCUCCGUCACACCCAUCACCAAGCAGUGGAGACUCUUCAUCUGAGCACCACACUACCAGCACCCACCUCCCUUACAACUACAUUCAGGAAGCAGCCUCCAAUAAACAGAGGACAAGUCGGUCAAAAGAUUCACGGCAAACGGCAAGGCCUCAAGAGAACCGUGUAAGGCCCAAGCACGUGAGCGGGUCAUUGGCAAUGGUUGGGUCGGUGUUGGGCUCUGGCAAAUCUGCCUCAGUGGAAGACCUUUUGGAGCGGUCAGAAGAAAGGGUUCCCAACCACUCUCGCUCCCGCUCAUCCCCUACUCUGGAGAUACUGAAUCAGGAUUCCCCAUCAGAUCAAGCAAAUCUGUUCCAUGUCUUUGGGUCGAAGACUGAGGACAGCACUGGAGACAAUGAGCCACUAGAGGGCCACACAUCUCCCCAACCAUCAAUGAACAUUCCCGAGGACACCCAGCCUGCUGCUGCUUCUCAAGGUACAGUCUUUUCCCACUACCCUGGUCCACUGAGGGACAAACAGCGUCAUAGGAACAGUGAGCGCCAGCGAGCCCAGAGCAUGUCGUCUCUUGCAGCCUCAGUUGGUCUGCCUUGCCCACUUUCCCCCGCGUCUGCAUCUCAAGAGGGAGGUAGCAACGAGUGGUAUUCGAACAAGGAUCAAAGUCUAGCCAAUCUGAACGACAUCACCUUCCCGGGCGUCCCCCAAAGCGAUGGCGGCACCAAAGUAGGAGCUGUCAGCCUCGACGCGUUCGUGACGGACCAACCAAUGAGGCACAGUUUGAGUGACGCUAGUAUAUUAGAAGACAAAACAAGGGGCGGUCACAGAGAGAGAACAUUUAGUAUAGAAAAGAGAGGAGAUCUGUUUGAAGAAAACAAACAAGUCACUUCAGUGACGUCAUUACCGCUGCUUCAGUUACAGAUUCCGUCCACACCGGACAGUAAACACGGAGGGAAUAUGGAAUCACACCCUUCGCCAUCUUCUCACCCAAACCUUUCCUCAGUGAACAGCACCCCUGACCAACAACAGAAAUCCUCAGUUCUGUACAGUGAGGACUUGGAUGAGGUAUUUCUUCAAAAUCCUCCACCUGCAUCCCCUUCACUUUCAGUCAAAGAGACGGACUUCCCUCUGCCUCAACCUUCUCUGAAUGAGUUGUACAAGAGAAACUCCUUGCAGAUUCCAGAAAGCUUACCGAGCCUUCUGCCGUCCUCGAAGUCACGAUCGUCCACCCUCACAUCCACGACUUCGAGUUUGGACACCCUCUUGUUAGAUGACACACUUAACCUUGAAUACGAGCCCUUCCUCAAGAGGGAAAAGACAGUGGAGGAUCUACAGGUGGAGACGCUGGCACAGCAGUUGGUAAUGCUGGAUCGCUCUCUGGUACCCAUCCUUGAAACAUGGGAGGGCAAAUCCCCUGUGGAGCUUGUGGGGGAGAUCCUUCAAAACAGCAGACUGGGUCCCAAAGUACCAUGGCAAGACAGGUUUAGCCCAUUAAAUGUCAGGGUUGAGGACCCUGUCAAUGCGCAAAUGGAUCAAAGAACUGAUACCGAAAAGCAGAAAGAUCUUAACAGCAGGAAGGUGGAGCUGUGCGAGGCUCUGAAGUGCAGCGUGGUGGCUAUGCGGCAAGAGAAGGACGCGUUGUGCAAGGAGCAGAAGCAUCACCAGGCGCUUGGGGCCAGCAUUGACUCUCUGGUGCACAAACUAUGCAAGAUCAAUGAGAGGGACAAGUACAGCAUGUUCAUUGGAGACCUUGAGAAAAUUGUUAACUUGCUGCUGUCACUGUGUAGCCGACUGUCGAGGAUUGACAAAUCUCUACAUGCUUUGGAAAGGGAAGAGCUUGCAAACGAGGACACUUCAGUGGAGCGGGACUCCCUCCAGCACAAGCGUUCUCAGCUCCUCAGUCAGACCGAGGAUGCCCGGGAACUGAAGGAAAACCUGGACCGGCGGCAGCGCGUCGUCCACGCCAUCUUGCGAGGCUACCUCACUGAUCCCCAGCUCCAAGACUACUGCCGUUUUGUCAGCACCAAACCCUCCCUACUGAUUCGCCGACGGAACCUCGACGACCUCAUACGACAGCGAGAGGAGCAGCUGACCAGGCUGGCCGAGACCCUCCCGCCCGAGCUGGCGGCGAAUCAAGAUUGGUGCGAAGGAUCUCUGCGUUCGUCCCCGAGCCUCGUCUCUUGCUCUUCUCCCUUCCCACAGCUGCUUCCCCCUUCUCCCAUUCCCGGGCACACCCACACGACCAGGUCCACUACAGUGACGUCACUGUGAUGUCACGAAAGAGCCACAAACAGCUGUGUAGAAACUAAAAACUCGGAACGGCGGGCCUGAUCUCACUGAAUCUAUGCACAUAGUAUACCACACAUGAAGCAGCAAACACUGUCGUGUGCCUUGUUUUAUUUGUAAAGUUAUGUGCUUUCUUCUAUCCCGACUGAAUUUUUUUGUGAGAAAUAAUAACAAACACGCUUUAAAGGGGAACUAAACCCAAGAUGUUAACAUUUCGUUUUUUUGCAGGCCCCUCCAGACACUUACACUAAAACUAGGGAUAUCACGAUCGUAUAUUUUCGCAACCGAGUCACCUGAUUUUGAGAUUCUGCCGAUACUGAGUCCCGAUCCGAUACCCUAUAUCAUGUAUAUAUAUCGAUAUCAGGCAUGUACUGAAAGCAAAAUUCUUGCCCAAAAACGAAUAUUGGAAACACUUGGCUGAAAAACCGAAAGGUCGAAAAAUACACAUGCUUAUAAUUCAUUUUUUAUUUCAUUUUUUUGAAAAAUUAUUUUAUUUCAUUAUUUUCCGAUAACUGCCCUUUGACUUGGCAUUGGUUCUACAACCCAUAGACUUCAUAACCUAUUGACAUGACAGGGGAAACAGGGCCGAUUCGUAGGGGGCCUAUUUUCAAAAACUUCCACAUCAAAUAUUUACAAAACCAAAGCUGCAACCGACCUAAAACCAAAACAGGCACCUACCUUAGCCAUAUAUGAAUUUCCAUGAGCAGCGGCAUCAAAAAAAUUCAAAGUUGUUCCCUUAUAAAAUCCCAAUAAAUUAUUUUUCAUAUAAGCAUAGCACAAUUUUAAAUGGCUAUAAAAGUCUCAGAUUUUUAAUAAAUUCUAUAUACAAUCACAAUUUAUUAUAGAAUAGAAUAACCCUUUAUUAUCAUUAUACACUAUAUACUAUUAGCGAACGAGGCUAGCGACCGCCUGGCAUAACAGGAGAUUUUCUGGUGAAAAUUCUUGUGAAUAAAUGCUUAAAUCCCCGAAUUCUUCCUAGAUAUGGACGUAAAACAGUCUGGAUUCUUGGUUAAAACCAAAGAAACCGUGCAGUUAGCGUUUAUUUUACGUAUAUUGACAAAGUACAAUGCUACUAUGUUAACGAAUGAAGCUAGCGGCCGCCUGGCGUAAAAGGAGCUUUAGCUUUUCUGGCGAAAAUUCUUGUGAAUGAAUGCUUAAAUCCCUGAAUUCUUCAUAGAUAUGGAUGUAAGACAGUCUUCUUGGUUAAAAGUAAACCCGCCUCCAUGUGUAAACAAAGAAAAUUCCUGCGAAUAAAUGCUUCAAUCACGCAUGCAUGCUACGAGCCCACGAAUAAUGUAAUAUUUACCUUGAAUCCUCGAACAAAUCACUCCUGGGACAAUCCUUCCUGCUUGUAUGCAGUACAGCUUUUGUAGUUAAAUCCAAUCGUAAGUAAAUCCAAGCUUAAAUCCAAUAUGAGCGUGUGCCAUCUUUGGCUAUUACUAAAUGAAGCUCGGCCCCUUCUGAUAAGGCAUAGCGCAAAGAAUGACUAAGUGACACGUCAACAGUAAUGAUGUCUAUGCUACAACCCUAAAGGCUCGAGAAAUUUAGUUUGAAAGGUGCAGAUUUUGAAACCAUACGGGAUGGUGUGGUAGAGGUUCUAGGAUUUUUCUAAAACGGGGGCCAAGAAGGUUCCCCGUGUAACACUCAAGGGUUAAAUGUCGCUGCCAUCUUUGUUCUGUGUUUGUUAUGGUCAACAAGGCAAUAUGCAGAUUAUCCUACAUGAGGCGGUAAAACCAUCUGGUAAGAACUGCUACUGGUAAGAAAAAAAAAGUCAAAUUUGUAAUAAUUUGAAUUUAAUCAUAAUGUGUGCAAGUAAUGAUAUAAUACAUGGAGCAAUAAAUGUAAUCCCUUUUUAAAAAAAGGCAUUUUAACCACAAAAGUAGCGUCAAUAUUUUUUGAUUACGUCAUCACAAGCGGACUAAGGUUCUUCACACUUUUCGGUGGUAAACGUUCGGCCUUUUAACCGAAAAUGCAAUUCUAGCGAAGGUUUUUCGGUCACAUCUCCAAUAUGAUAACUUUAGAGCAGAAGGAUAAAGAUAACUUGUUUUUGUGUUUAUAAGUUGUUUUGUAGAAUAUCCUAGAAUGGUUUCCUGACCAAUGUAUCGAUUAUCGUUGCAUCGCUGUAUCGUGAGAUCAAAGUUAUUGUGAGGUUUGUAUCGCAAAUCGUAUCGUAUUGUGAGAUACCAAGAGGUUUCCACCCCUAAUUUAUUAUCUGGGGCUUUGCAAGAAAUUCUAACUUUUUUUCAACAUCUUAUUCUCCGCGUUUUUUCUAGUAUAUAUUUCAUUUUUAAAUUAAAAACAGCUCCAUUUGACCCGAUUCCGAUCCUUUGAUAAAUGGCGUGAUCGGCCCGAUUUCCAAUCACUUGAUCGGAUUGGGGACAUAUCUAAUUUAAACACUAUAGGCCUAUAGACAACGUUUUACCGAAUAAGUCUUUAUUUUAAAUUAAUUUAUAAGAAAGUCAAUUACAUGCAAAGACAUUUUUCGGCCACUGGCGGGGGGCAUCCCUUUCCCACCCUUGCGUAGCUGUAGUGGACCGACAUACACGUGGACACCGGUGUUUCAACUUAGGUAAAAAUUCCAUGUAAUAAAGUCACAAAAACAAACAGUUUAACAAAAACAUAAAAGAGGCCAACAUAACAAAAGGCUUCAACCAAACUGACCUCACCCCCAGGCACAUCUCUGUGGCCGUUUAAAUCAGGGCGGACUUUACUAACGACCACCUGAAGGAGGUAUGACAAAUUAGCCAAACAUUGUCAGCUUAAUAAAACAACAACAGAUGGAAAAUAUACAUAUAUUCAAACAAUAACUAACUAAUGUGCAUUUAGACAAACUGUGAAAACUUUACUCCAAAACAAUCAUAAUUAGAUUAACUUAAAUAACCCCCCCUUCAGAAUGGUAGGUGCCAGAUCUUACACAGCUGUGGUCGUUACCUCAAAUUGGCAAAUAAAAUCUCAUAAGCAUUCAGACAAAUAUUAACUAAAGUGUGCACCUAUUAGAAAAUACAUGUCCAAAGUAGGGCUGUCAAACGAUUAAAAUUUUUAAUCGAGUUAAUUACAGCUUAAAAAUUAAUUAAUCGUAAUUAAUCGCAAUUAAUCGCAAUUCAAACCAUCUAUAAAAUAUGCCAUAUUUUUCUGUGAAUUAUAUAUAUAUUCUGUAAAAUGUUGGAAUGGAAAGAUAAGACACAAGAUGGAUAUAUACAUUCAACAUACGGUACAUAAGGACUGUAGUGGGGAUUUCACUCUACUGUCAUUUAAAUCUGUCUAUGCUGUCCUCACUUCGAAGCGUCUACUUUUUCCAAAGCUAGACAGCUAGUGAACGACGCCUUAAUAGUCAGACUUCUUCCUUUUUCAUCUGAUUUAUUAAUAAAAUGGCCUCAAACCAUUGUCCUCUUUAGACCGUCGUAAAACUACAAAAAAAAAGUACACAAGCAUUGCAUUAGCAACAACGUUAGCUUAGCGCACUAUACAGGUUCACUAAACAUAAACAAAACGCGUCUCAUACAAAAAAUAGAACAUUUCGCUUACUAACAUAAUAUGUACAUUAUUUACAACAACCAUACUUACGGACAAAUCUUGUCCAAGGAUCAUAUAAGCACAACAUUACAGCGUAGGCGUCAACCCGAGACGUCGUGCAGCCAUAUUGAACUGGCAAGAAAACAAACCAUGUCGCAAAGCGACCACAAGAGUUCGCUGUUAGCACAAAAUGCCUUGCUGUAAAACUUAAGAGGCAGAAUACUCUCUGAGCGGGACAUGUGCGUCAAUUGCGUCAAAUAACGUUUUUAACGUGAUUAAUUAAAAAAAUUAAUUACCGCGCGUUAACGCGAUAAUUUUGACAGCCCUACUCCAAAGAAAUAUCACAUAAAUAAUUAACUAAAUCUUGAAACACUAAAUUGUGGUGGUAGUGGUAGCCACCACAGUAGCGUAUUGUGAUAAACAUAGCGCCCUCCUGAUUAUCUGUUACUCACUGGCCGCCAUUAACAGCACUUGCUGCCACCCUCCCACUUCAAAUGUAUUGGACGUUUACUAGUGAUAAACUAAGUUAAAUAAAGUCAUCAUCGAAAGAGUUCAUUUUUGGGUUUAGUUCCCUUUAAUUUCGUAAAUUUGCCCAACUGCUGCCAUUUUUAUCCGACCGCUAAGGUACCAUGUUAAAAUUGCCAUAAAAAUGGUCAAAAACAAGUAAAAUCAUUUGAUUGGUAAUUCAUAAAGGUCAUUUUAUUUUCUUACUUAAUGGUACUCCCAACAGUUUGAGGAAAUACUUGACACAUUCUCGCAAUAUUUGAAUGUUAUAGUCAUAUUUCUGAGUUAAGACACACCUUCACUGUUCAAUAUUCUUUUACUACAUAAGAGAGGAAAAUACUUUGUCAAAUACUGUGAAUAACAUUCAGAAGGCACAAAAGUUUUUAAUAGAUAAGCACGUUUGCUGGUGGCCAAAGACGAAAUAAAUUGCCACUAAAAUUGCGAUUUUUAUGUCGAAACACUUGAGGGUUGAGAGUCCAAAGAUUUGGAUGAAAUGUUUGAUGUUUGUUUCACAUAACUUAUUCGUAAUAAUAUACAGUAAAUCACAAAAUAAGCCGGUUUUCAUAUUAUUACAGGCCUAAGACUUACUUUAGCCUAGUAAAGCCUUUAAUUUCCUCAAAAUGCAUUAAAGUCAACUAACUAUUCUUCAGGGCUUAUUCAUUUUAGUGCCUGUUUCAUUUUCCUGGUCUUAAAGAAGCCAGCAAGAUGUGUCAUAUAACAUUUGUUAUAGUCAAACAAUUGAAAGCAUCAUAUUGGCCAUUAAAAUAAUGUUUUCUUUGAAAGUUAUCUAUUGGUGACAAUGCACUUAUUCACUGAAUACUUAGAGAUUUGUCUGAUAAGACCUCAUAUUCAUCUAAUGUCAAAUAUAAGUUAAAUAUGCAAUAUUGAGGCCGUAGAGCAGAUUUUAUUUUUCAAACAUUUUUAACAAUGUGAGUGCACAUUUUAUUCAUCCUGAAAAAUGUCUAUGGGCAAUAUUUUAUCUUUUCCGUUUUUAUUUUGCAGAGCACGUUUUACAUAUUGUCAGGUUUUUUUUUUUCUUAUUUUCCAAAUAUUACACACUGCCUAUCACACACACUUUUCCCCCCUGUAGGCACAACAGAUCCCGGAUGUGUUUGCUGGUUGGUUUGCUUGAUCUAUAAAAGUCAGAUAAUUGGACAAUUGCUCCUGAUGUGUUUAUUUUUCGUUUGUUUGUUCAUGUUUUUUUCUAAAUAAAUAUAUUUUGUGAAUG
Molecule: messenger RNA, 14976 nt
Organism: Corythoichthys intestinalis (scribbled pipefish)
Lineage: Eukaryota; Metazoa; Chordata; Actinopteri; Syngnathiformes; Syngnathidae
Gene: shroom3
Product: shroom family member 3
Exons: 24
Coding region: 4089-9716 (1875 amino acids)
Biological process (GO): actin filament organization
Cellular component (GO): cortical actin cytoskeleton; apical plasma membrane; apical junction complex
Molecular function (GO): actin filament binding
Source: RefSeq, a predicted model, not a curated record